AUGUCUAACAAUACUGAAACUACAACCGCAACUUCUACUACUCAAGUAUCAGAAAGCACUGUACCAGAAGAUACCGUUCUUACAACUACACAAGAUGCAGAAUCUAAAUCACCAAUUACUCGUGUUGUUGUUAUUGCUAUUGACCAUUCAACUCAUAGUCAACAAGCAUUCUAUUGGGCGCUAAAGAACUUCUUACGAAAAGAAAACGAUUUGGUUGUGUUGGUCAAUGUUCGAUCGAUUCCGACAGUUCCUGGUCCAUAUGCAGCAAUUGGCGCUAGUUACAUGGAUUUCAGUGAAGUUGUGACAAGUUUGGAAGAACAGCAUCGACUUAGUAGCCAUUCAUUAUUACAAGACUUUGCUUCGAAAUUAAAGGCUCAAAAUUUCGCGUGCAAAGCUAUAGCGAUGAAAGGUGACGCACGUGAUGAAAUUGUUCGAAAAGUGGCCGAGCUCAACGCUGACGCAUUGGUGAUCGGGUCACGUGGUUUAGGAGCAUUAAAACGCACACUUUUAGGUUCAGUAAGCGAUUAUUGUAGUCAUAAUUGUCAUUGUACUGUAAUCAUCGUAAAGGAACGAGUUGAACAAAAACAGUAA
This is a messenger RNA of Funneliformis mosseae, 591 nucleotides long. The record is from the annotation of a GenBank genome assembly. Lineage: Eukaryota; Fungi; Glomeromycota; Glomeromycetes; Glomerales; Glomeraceae.